Messenger RNA from Python bivittatus (Burmese python), 5823 nucleotides. The record is from RefSeq and is a predicted model, not a curated record. NCBI's taxonomy places the organism in Eukaryota, Metazoa, Chordata, Lepidosauria, Squamata, Pythonidae.
UCUUGUUGCUCCCAGAAGCCACAUGGCUUUCCGCCCCUUCUUCUCCCCCUCCCCACAGCCUUGCGGGUUGAGAAAAGGAUUCUAGAUUCCCCCCAAGAAAGUUGGUAUCUGUUGGUUGUGCUGGUUGAGACCUCCGAGAGUAGCCGCUGCUCCACGUUUAUAUUCUGACCUGAGGCUGGGCUCCCCUCUCAAGUUUCCCCAUACCCUCUUAGAGCUCUUACUAUUAUUAUUUGGUUUUGCUUCCCUCUUUUCUGCGUAGAGGAGACAGAGCACUGCGCGUAGGAGCUUCCUUCUUGGAUUGUCCUGGUUUGCGUCCCCAUUGAAGAACUUUCCACAUUCAACCCCAGUUCUUUCCUCUCUUCCAAGUGACCUAUUUUUCAGAGAGCAAAGCUUUUAUUACUUCUAAUCAUGCUGGUUCAAUUUAUUUCAGUACGCAGUUUUGAGUGUCAGGAAGCUUUCCUUCCUGUCUUGGUGUCAGCUACAGCCGAAUGAGCAACGUAGGUGGAAUUUCUCCACUUCCUUUGAAAAUGUUCUCAGGCUUUCUGUUUAACCCAGACUUUUCUAAUGUUCUGAGCCAGGCUUCCCCAGACCGGCACCUUCCAGACACGUUGGAACUGCAACUCCCAUCACCCUCAACUAGGCUGGAGAGAGGUCCUCCAGAUGAGGAACUGUCUUUCACCGUAGUUCCUGAAAGCACACAGGAUGCAGAGAAAGGGUGGGGAGAGUCACCUUGGGAAAGUUCAGGAUGCGGAGGAGGAAAUGAGUUAGAUGUGAUUGGUGGAAGGUGCUGCAUCUUGGAAGUAAAGGAAGGUGCUUCCUAGUUCAGCUAGGAUGGGCUGGACUAAAAGUUGCCUUGGGGAAAUUGCAAGUAUUUUUAAAACUAGCUUAUAUAAUGUGUGCUAAGUACAGCCCAGCAGUCAUGUGUAUCAGUUGAGCAAGGACCUGGGAAUUCUCUGGCCUGAGUGUCUUUCCUGAAACCACAUCCAUGGCUGAUGAGCCCUGAUGGACCAUGUUCCUAGAGAGCGCUUUCAGUGUAGUGGGCCAUUUUAAGGCUUAAAACAAGGUUCUUGGGGGUUUGCUUUCAAUCAAGAAAAGUAGGCAUCUUCCCUCCAGUUGAGGUCUUGAUCCAUUGAACUCACUGACACUGAUAGCAGGUCUCAACCAGGAAUCAUUCCAGACUUGGGACACCAGAGAUGUUACUGUGACUUCCUUUCAUACUUGUACAACUAAUGGUGGCAGUCCCUAAUAAUUGCCCCACAAACACAGUACUAUGGCACACCCAUGAAGAGGAAUCUGUGGAUUGUCAGAGUCCUCCGACUGAAUCUCUUCAUCAUGGCACCGCCAACACUUUUGCCCCACAUAGCUACCUCUAUAGGGUUUGAUGCCACCAUCUUGUUCAGUAGCGGUUAACAGGUGCUCCCGCUUUUAUUAACAUAUUGAUUAAUCAUUAAUUGACCUGGAGGGACAGCUUCAGCAGCUGUGGGCACGGCGGGAGCAUGUGACAAUGUAGUAAUUUCAGAAUUGGCCAUGGGCCUAUCUCACACACUGUCCUCUUGCGUUUACAUCUUGCCCUUCCCCCAGCAUGGUGCUCUCCAGAUCUCUUGAUAGGACAGCCACUGGCUAAAGCUGACCUGGUUAGUAGGCCGCUCCAAACUCCAACAAGACUCAAGUUUAGCCACUGGAGGCAUUUGUGGUGCCUCCGUUACAAGGGAAGACUUCCAUGGAUGUGAUUUUAGGAAGCAGCCUUAGGUUUCCCAGUGGGAUUUUGGAACCUGCAGAUGCUCCUUCGCUGAAACGAUGAGUUUCUCCACCGUCUCGCUUCUUUGCUGCAGGAAGAUUAAUGUGAGACCUGCACACACUGAGAAGUGUCUUGGCACCAAGUGUGAUGGGAGUUGCGUGUGGCAAUUUUAGAAACACCCUACUGAGCUAACAGAGCUGUCAUGCAAAUUGGGCAGCUGCAGCCAUGAACUCUCAUGUUCCUUCUUCCCCCUUGGCUCUCCGUGGCAGUCUUUUUGGAGGAGAAUUCUGCAUUUUAGGGUGUUCUAGGGUUGGCUUAUAAGCACUGUCAAACAUUUUUUACCUUGCUUUCUUUUCCCCCCAAGGGCUCCUUUUCUAUGGAAUAACCUCGUUUGCUGUUAUCUGCCGACAUACCAAAGGUCUCUUUCUAUCUUUAGCCUGCAAAUUGUGAUCCCUUCCUUGUCGCUCCUUUUUACAACCAUCAUAUGAUUGUCUGCAGAUUUGGCCGCCUGGACGUUACAAAAGGUCAUUGCAGAUGGUGGCAGGAUGUCCUUACUAACACUUAGAAAAUCGUAAAAGCCGGAGAUAAGGAUCUGGAUGGCCAGCUGGACUUUGAGGAAUUUGUUCACUAUCUCCAAGACCAUGAGAAGAAACUGAGGCUGGUUUUCAAGAGUUUGGACAAAAAGAAUGAUGGUCGCAUUGAUGCUCAGGAGAUCAUGCAGUCUCUUCGCGAUCUGGGCGUCAAGAUCUCUGAACAGCAGGCAGAGAAAAUUCUCAAGAGCAUGGAUAAAAACGGGACGAUGACAAUUGAUUGGAACGAAUGGAGGGAUUAUCACCUCUUGCACCCAGUGGAGAAUAUUCCUGAGAUUAUCCUGUACUGGAAACAUUCAACGAUUUUCGAUGUGGGGGAGAAUCUCACCGUCCCAGAUGAAUUCACGGUGGAAGAGAGGCAGACGGGGAUGUGGUGGCGGCACCUGGUGGCAGGUGGAGGUGCAGGCGCUGUGUCAAGGACUUGCACUGCUCCUCUGGACCGGCUGAAAGUGCUCAUGCAGGUCCAUGCUUCUCGCAGUAACAACAUGUGCAUCAUUGGAGGGUUUUCCCAGAUGAUCCGAGAGGGUGGCCCAAGGUCCCUUUGGCGUGGCAACGGCAUCAACGUCUUGAAGAUCGCUCCGGAAUCAGCUAUCAAAUUCAUGGCUUAUGAACAGAUCAAGCGCUUUAUUGGCACGGACCAAGAGGUGUUGAGGAUUCAUGAGAGGCUGGUGGCAGGCUCGUUGGCUGGAGCCAUUGCACAGAGCAGCAUCUACCCCAUGGAGGUUCUGAAAACCCGGAUGGCCCUGCGUAAAACAGGGCAGUACUCAGGGAUGCUGGACUGUGCUAAGAACAUCCUUGCCAAAGAAGGACUGGCUGCUUUCUACAAGGGCUACAUUCCCAACAUGCUGGGGAUCAUCCCAUAUGCUGGAAUUGACCUGGCUGUUUAUGAGACGCUAAAAAACAGCUGGUUGCAGCAUUACGCAGUGAACAGUGCAGACCCUGGUGUCUUUGUCUUGUUGGCCUGUGGUACCAUCUCGAGCACUUGCGGGCAGUUGGCCAGUUACCCCCUUGCUUUGGUACGGACACGAAUGCAGGCUCAAGCUUCAAUUGAAGGAGCUCCGGAGGUGACCAUGAGGGGCCUCUUCAAACACAUCCUGAAGACAGAAGGAGCGUUUGGGCUCUACAGGGGCUUGGCCCCCAAUUUCAUGAAGGUGAUCCCCGCCGUGAGCAUCAGCUACGUGGUCUACGAGAACUUGAAGAUGACUCUGGGGGUGCAGUCUCGGUGACCACCAUGUGGCCUCUGGACUCUUGAAUCCUUAACCAAGCCUUGGGGCUGCGGCUCCAGGGCGAGUGGCCAUUUCAUUCUGUGAAUGGGUUGAAGACACUAAGUUGCGUGAGCCAAGCUGUGAAACUCCCAGGCCGAGAGGGGCUGGGAGGACAAGGGGUGGGGGCUUUUAUCUUUGUGUUGCUGACAGAAGCACUAGGGGCAUCCUCCCCAGCGGGGAAGGACCAAACCAAGACACCCCCCCCGCCCCCCAGGCCGGGAGACUGUCACAAGCCGCUUGGUGGAAGCUUGGCUUCUAAGGUAGCAGAAGAAGUGGGACAACCGCGACCCACUCCUUCAAAGCCUCUUAUGCCAUUUCAGAGCAGGAGAAUAGAUCACCUUCCAUCUUGGCUUCUUCCGUUGGGCUGUUAACGUUUAAAUCCCCAAAAAGACCUGCCUUAGUUAGAAAUGGCUACUGAGCCGGAAAAAAGAAAAAGAAAAGAAAAAGUUAAAAAAAAAAGUUGCUGUUUACAUAACAUUCUGCUGGGUGAGAGUGAUUUGCAUUCUACUUUGCAAUCCUGACAAUGUAAUUUUUAUUUAAAACAAAACAAAACCCAGGCCUGAGGGCAAGGAAUGUUACUUUUUUUUUUUUUCCUGCCCCCCCCAAAGCUAGUCAGGCAGAGCCGAAAUGUUUUCACGGGCUCUGCUGCUGCUGAACGAGAUGCACUUAUUACGACGUCUGAACAUUUGAGUGCCCCAAAGGCGUGUCUCUUCGCUGCUGAUUGGGGGGGAGAAAGAAAGAAAGAAAGAAAGAAAUUUCUACUUCCUAUUGUAACAUUUUUGCUUUGGCUGUUCAGGGCCGCCAGUUCCUCUCUUUGGAAACUCUGACCACGUGGCCGCCCCGUCUUUCUUUAGGCCCUCUAGAUCUUGAUAGACGGACGCCAACGCGUGCGUUCAGGGUGGGCGAGUGGGGUUACAGGCUUUGGGUAACAAGUAGCGUUUGCUACAGGGAGCAAAAGGGGUUAACUGACAAUGGAAAAAACGUCGUCUUUGUGGGGGAAUGGAAAGGGUGAACUGCCUAGGGUUUUUUCCCUCCUCCGGCGAGGCGCUUGUCCCAGGAGAAGGGAAACGCGUAGCAGCCGUAUUUAUGACUCUCCCAAGGGCUGGUCAGUCCUCUUGGGGGGCCAGGGAAAUGUUUCUCUGACUUUUUGGAGGCCAGCUUCUCAUUCCACUCUUGUUUUUACUGCUUCAAAGCAUAUUUAUUUUGUAUUUAUUUGGAAGGCGAGGCCUGCUCGCCGAUCUAUUUUUAUAGACUUGUAGAGUUAUUUGUGUCUUUCGUCUUCUGUAUUUUUGUAGAGGUUCUCUGUAUUUAUGUUCUUAAAAACCAUUUUGCACGUUGUAACUUAACUUGGAAUCCCCGGCGGAAGAGGAGGGAGCCCCGCUGUCCUCCUCCGACGGCUCGGUUUUCCCUUCCAUGAGCAGCGCUGCCUGUUUUGCAUUUGAGGUCGACUGAACCACUGAGUCAGGAGGGAAGAAUUUGGGAAAAGGAGGAGGGGGGCUGGUGACGGUGAGGGGAACCUUGUUUUCACUUGAACCAGGGUCGGAAUGACCUCCUUUUUAGCUUCCUUGGGGAUUGGGGCUGGUUGAUGCCCCAACCACGUGUGGGGUUUUAUUGAUGUUUUCUUCUUUGAUAAUGAAAAGGGCUGAUUGGACUCUAGAGGAAAAUCUCAGGGAGACAAAAUAACAAAAAACCACGAGGUGCCAGUUUUGUUAAUGCACGGAAGGCCAUUUGCACUCGGAGGGAAGCUGUUGCUGAUUGCCAGGCAGCUGGGUGCCCUGCCACAGGGGCUGUUCCAAACGCACAAAGCCGUUUUCAAGGAGAAGCGACGAUCUCCGAAAGCAGCAGUGACCCAGAUGCCCCCCCCACCCCCAGAUGCUCCAUGUCCUGAAAGUCUGGUCCAAUGGGGGGUGGUGGAAGUUUUGAGCGUUGCCUUCUGUGCUAGAAUGAUCUGCUUGUUGGGACCAUCUGCAUGCUUGUCUCGAGUUUCUGUCUGGAUCAGUGAUACGACUGUGUCCCCCACUUGCUCUUUUUAUGAGUUGCUGUGUUGUCUAGGCAGCCCUUCCUUCCUUACCAUUGGUGGCCUGGAGAGAGUAUUCGGAGCAUGCAAAUCAAUGCAAAAUCGACUGUCUUUGUAGCUGUAACCCGGGUUUAUGAAGAGCAAAUGUAAGAAAAAUCCAGAAGUCUUUGAUGGUAGGGAACAGUUUGCUAAUAAAGGUUUAUCAUGCUAAUA